Truncatella angustata is the source of this 1424-nucleotide messenger RNA. RefSeq lists its product as uncharacterized. Bases 273 to 1217 code for a protein of 314 amino acids. The record is from RefSeq and is a predicted model, not a curated record. Lineage: Eukaryota; Fungi; Ascomycota; Sordariomycetes; Amphisphaeriales; Sporocadaceae. The transcript is spliced from 2 exons.
GUUGAAAGAAGCUGCCAGACCAAAUUGGGCAUGCAGCCCGGCUGUGCUGCGCCUGCUUCUCAAAUAUCAACGGAGGCCCCCAUCAUUCUGCGGCUGGCGAAGGGAAGCGCUUUUGAUUAUUUGAUAACCCAUUAGGACCAGAUUGUCCAUGCGACCUACCAUAGACAACUACACUGUAUUACAUUCCACGGAACAACUUACGUGGUCCUCAGUCAAGAGCAGUCACAUAACAUCAAUCUAGCGGGCAGUAUCGACACAUCCAAAACUCCGACAUGAGUUUCCGGACAGUUUUGAGACGGACACCGAAGGGAGGUGGAGGUUCAGGAGGUCACGGCAGCAGCAGCAGCAGCUCGUCUCAUGGUGGAAGUUCAUCAUCCUCGAGCAGCAAGGCAGGAGGCGAUAGCAGCUCGAAGGGCAGCAGCAGUAGCAGUAGCACCACAGUCGUUUACGCUGGUAGCGGCGGCCAUCCCAGCGGCGCGAUUGGAGGUUCGCCACUGCCUUGGUGGGCAAUCCUGCUGAUUGUACUGGGCAGUCUCUUCAUCUUCAUAUUCUUCAUAGCGCUUCUUAUCUAUUACAUGAAGGAACGUGAAUGCAAAGCCAAAGGGGCAAAAGCUCGCAAAGCGCAUGCAGUCUGGAAAGCCUUUUGCGUGGCGAGCGGCCUAUGGUUUCCAAUAUUGCUCUUUAAGCUAUUGAAGGAAAGGAAGAGCCUAAAGUCCGCUGGCUCUUAUAGUAAGAUCGAUGAAGGCCAUUCGACUAACCAUACCGCGUGGCACGGAACUUCCUCGACUGCUGCGGAUGCACCAUAUUCGUAUGGCGGCACUGGAUUCAAGCAGGCCUCAAGUGAAGGCGGCAGCAGAUAUGAGCCAAUGGGCUACAAUUCUGCUGCGGCUACACCAAGGCAUACAGAGACAUCGGGAGCGCAUCCCAUCAUUAUCGGUCCUAUUGAACAGACCAGUUCAAUUCCCUUGCCGACUUCAAGUCCUUCUCCAGCUCCAAGUAUGGUAAGUGCCAUGACAGCACCGCCGCCUUAUUCUGGUAGACCCAGAGGUGGUGUCGAUAUUUAUAAACUACCAGCACUACAAGCGCCGUAUGUGCAAGCACCACAACCAGCAGCAUCACAAUACAGUCAGGCCGAAAUGCAGACUGUCCCAAACUCUGGUCUUUCUGCUACAUAUUUCAGCGCACAGCCGACUUACGCUAAAACUGGACACAGUUGAGGCUUGCUUCCGGCUUCUGGGUUCUCGCAUAUAUUGAUGGUGAAUAUUAAAUAGGUGUGGAACAUGGAAGAAUGAUACGAAAUAAGUGCAGCCAGAGAUGUGACAUGGCCCAAUAAAAUGGCUCCUCUAUUUAUGUCUUGCCCGUUCUAGAACUCUGCUCUCAUGCCUCCUAUAGUCCAUAUAGUCUAUCAAAGACAAUAGUUCAGA